UCCUUAUCCAAUAGUUCACAAAAUUAAUACAUGAAUCUUAAAUAUUUUUUGUUUUUGGUUUUUCUAAGAUUUUUCGAUCUUCAUCUUUGUUUUUUUCUUCAAAACAAUACACAUAAUAAGCAAAGUUGAUAAAAUUAAUUCGCGCAUAAUUUUUAAGAGAAAAUUACUUUGCAAAUAAUGUUUAAGAGAUUACAAUUAUUGUUAUGAGAAAACAAUUAGCAAAAACAUUUUAAAUAAGCAAAUAAAUAAAUCUUGACUAAAAUAUCUUCUGCAAGCGAUUUUUGACACACAUUUUAAUUUGUGAAUAUGAGUGAACAUAGAAUUCUCAAUACUGUUACUGUUAGAAAAUGGUGUUUAAAUUUACUAAUGGCUAGAAAUCUUAGUUUCCUAAAAAACCAAUUUGUUAAGUUUGGACACAAGCAAAUUGUUUACUAAAAUUUGUGACACCUCUGCAUAUAGCUUCAUUUAUGACAAUUUUCUAAAUUGCGUUUAACAGGUCGGCAGAGUAACAGAGAAAGAUAAUGUUGAAUUCCUUAUUUGAUUGAAUAAUUAGUGACAAUCUUAGUAUCAAUUCUUACCUAUCUCCACGUAACGUCAAAGUUUUAUCCUAUUUAUCAUCUCUUCCAUCGAAUCAUAGUCCAACUCAUUAGAUUUAAUCCAAUCCUUCUGUUAUUGUUUCAACUAAUUUCUGUUUGGCAUGUAUAAAAAGCUCUUUGACCUCCAGUAUUUUUAACAAGUAACAUAUUUCAGAUUCCUUUUUCACACAUUAAAUACUCUACUCAAAACCUUUUUGUACAAACCUAUAUUUUAAUUUAAAACUUAACCAAAAAUGACUUCUCACGGUGAAGGAAUCGAAGAGGAGCAAAUAUCAAGAAUUGAAAAAGGAAUAGAAAAAGAUUGCCAUGGAGGAAUCGAGACAAUCAUAUGUACUUCCCCCAGCAUUGUUUGCCUUACUCAAAAGUUGAUAGCAGAGUUGAUUGGGACGUAUUUCAUAAUAUUUUCUGGAUGUGGAGUGGUGGUGGUGAAUGUGUUGUACGGUGGAAAAGUGACAUUUCCAGGGAUAUGUGUGACUUGGGGUCUGAUUGUUAUGGUCAUGAUUUACUCUGUUGGUCACAUUUCUGGCGCACAUUUUAACCCUGCCGUCACUAUCUGUUUUGCCAUUUUCCGGCGGUUUCCUUGGUAUCAGGUACCAUCGUAUAUAGGUGCACAACUUGCGGGGUCCUUACUAGCUAGUUUGACAUUGAGGCUAAUGUUCAAAGUCACACCCGAAGCUUUCUUCGGAACAACUCCAGCUGAUUCGGCGGCACGAGCGCUCGCCUCAGAGAUCAUUAUCUCAUUCCUCCUCAUGUUCGUUAUAUCUGGUGUUGCCACAGAUAGUCGUGCGAUCGGAGAAUUAGCUGGAAUUGCGGUAGGGAUGACAAUAAUAUUGAACGUCUUUGUAGCCGGACCGAUAUCUGGAGCAUCAAUGAAUCCAGCAAGAAGUCUAGGACCAGCAAUUGUGAUGGGAGUGUAUAAAGGAAUUUGGGUUUACAUUGUUGGUCCUAUCAUCGGAAUUGUGGCCGGAGGUUUUGUUUACAACUUCAUCAGAUUUACGGAUAAACCACUAGGGGAACUCACUAAAAGUUCUUCUUUCCUUCGUAAAGCUUCUUCCAACAACAAUGCUUCUAGUUCUAACAGCUAAUAUUUUGUUCUCUUUCUUGUAUUUGACUGUGUUAGUCUCUUCUAGACGUCUCUUUUGUUGUGUUAAGAUAAUUUGGUUUCUUUUGACUUGGUGUUUCUUUAAGAUUAUUAAGAAUUGUCCAUUUUGAUUUAUAAAAUAAUCAGAUAUUUUGGGUAAUUUUUUUUUUUGGAUUGAUUUUUGUUUUUGAUACAUGAACCAAACUAAAUCCGAUAAAAUUACAGAUAUUUUUGAUAUAAUUUAUCUGAACCGGAUCUAAGAGGUACCGAACCGUAUCCGAUAUUGAAUUUUAAAAUACUCCGAAAUACCUGAAAUCCAAGAAAUUAAUCUAACCCAAAUUCGAUCUGGUAUCCGAAUGCCUAAGCCUAAUUGUAAUCUAUAAUAUUUGUAGAAUGUAUAUUCUAUAGCAUCUUAAUAAGUAUUCCUUUUGUGAAAAUUUAUUUUGACCAAAUUUGUUUCCAAAAAAUAAAAGAUUCCAAAUUAGAAAAAUAUUGGAAGAUAAUAUUUCUGUUUACACUACCAUUAAAAUUUUUUGCAGUAUUUUUACAAUACUUAAAAAUAACAAUGUAUUUAAUUAUAAAAGUAUAUAAUAUACUUAAAUGAUAAAUGCUAUAUUUCUUAAACACAACAUGAAAAUAUAUUGGGCAAUUCUCAUAAAUAGAUCAUUUUCAAGUUUUGGUCACAAAAAUAGACCACAAAGAGGAAAAUGACCAAAAUGUUUCAUUUAAUAGG
This is a messenger RNA of Brassica rapa (field mustard), 2410 nucleotides long. RefSeq names its product putative aquaporin NIP4-1. Gene Ontology annotation, cellular component: membrane. Gene Ontology annotation, biological process: transmembrane transport. Lineage: Eukaryota; Viridiplantae; Streptophyta; Magnoliopsida; Brassicales; Brassicaceae. The record is from RefSeq and is a predicted model, not a curated record. Gene Ontology annotation, molecular function: channel activity.